AUGUGCGGGAGAUUCGGACUCUUUCCAGAACUAGACGCACUUGCCGAGCAGUUCAACUUCGACCCUUCGAUAAUGCAUGACAUCUAUCAUCCACGCUGGAACAUCCCCCCGACAGCGUCGGUGUUGACCAUUCAUAAAGACUCACAAGAAAGCAUUCCCAGCAAGAACAGCGCAAGACUCCUGCGCUGGGGAAUGGCGGGUGCACGGAGCAAUAAGACAUCAAAAGUAAGCCGUCCCCUGUUCAACGCACGCGCUGAAACCGUGCACAAGCUGCCGUCGUUUCGUGAGGCGUUUAGGGGUCGCCGAUGCCUAAUCCCCGCAAGCGGCUUCUACGAGUGGGAAAAGGAUUCAUCCGGUAAAAGGACGCCGAUGUGGUUUGAGCGCAAGGACGAUGCACCGGUGGCAUUCGCCGGAAUCUGGUCGAGCGAAAGAACGCCGGACGGCGACAUCGACUCUUGUGCCAUCAUCACCUGCGCCGCCAACAAUCUUGUCGCGCCCAUCCAUCAUCGGAUGCCCGUCAUCCUCUCGCCGGACACCUAUCACCAAUGGCUCGGUGAAGAUGAGGAUUCCGACGCCCUGCUCGCGCUGCUGCAAACACAGGAAUGGCACGAAAUCUCGUACCAUCUGGUAUCCAGCGAAGUCAACCGCGCCGCCAACGACUAUCCGUCACUCAUCGAGCGCGCAAGCCAGGAAUUACAGUUUGAUUUAAUAAGCGCCGCACCCUGCUGA
Messenger RNA from Geodia barretti, 729 nucleotides. The record is from the annotation of a GenBank genome assembly. NCBI's taxonomy places the organism in Eukaryota, Metazoa, Porifera, Demospongiae, Tetractinellida, Geodiidae.